UGAGUUUAGUUGUUGACGAUAUAUUUGAAGUAAAAAGUGAUAGUUUUUUGCUAAAUUUAAGAAAAAAAAGACGUGUAAAGCUAAAAAGAAGAUUACAUAUAGUAAGAUAUUCAUUAAAACGAAAAAUUCCCAAAAAUAAAUCUUAUUUUGAAACAAUAAAAUUGUUUCCCGAGGACGUAUUUUAUUCUCAUUUUCAAAUGAAUUGGUCCACUUUUGAGUGUUUGAAAGCCGAUUUAACCCCAUUUUGGUCAACCGCAAGGACUGGUCGUUGCGGAAAAUCUUUGGAUAAAUGUUUGUACGUAACAUUAUGGAAAUUAUGUAAUAGCAGGGUCACUUUCCGAUAGCUUUCGGAUCGGUUUGGUAUUGCGCAAGGAGCUGCACAUUACCUGUUCAAAAAAACAAUUAAAGUCCUUUGUGAAUUGAAGAGCGAAAUAAAAUGGCCAUCUGUUGAAAAGCAGCAAACAAUCAUGACGAAGUUCGAAAACAGCAGAGAGAAUCCGUUUCCCUUCUUAAUUGGUUGUUUAGAUGGAACGCACUUCAAUAUACCCACGCCUAGUGAAGAUGCUAUUAGCUACUAUGACCGCAAAGGGAAACAUUCUGUCCAAAUGCAGGCCAUAUGUGAUAGUCAAUUUCGUUUUUUGGAUGUCUUUAUUGGUUAUCCAGGCAGCUGCCACGAUGCUAAUGUCUGGAGAAGUAGCCCAGUAUUUAAUGGCAUAACGUCCGGGAGACAGCUAGCACCAGGUGCAAUAAUAUUGGGUGAUUCCGCGAAAGACAAUCCCUUAGAACAUAUUGAUGAAAUGGCACCACAGCAGCAUGGCAACAUAGAAGCUGCAAGUGAGUUGGAGACACUUCAAGAUCCCCCUUUAUGGUCCGCUGAGACGGAUGAUGAAAAUGGAGUUGAUAGAAGAAAUUAUUUAAAAACUCUUUUCUCCUCAUAA
Anastrepha obliqua is the source of this 938-nucleotide messenger RNA. Its product is annotated as putative nuclease HARBI1. NCBI's taxonomy places the organism in Eukaryota, Metazoa, Arthropoda, Insecta, Diptera, Tephritidae. The transcript has 4 exons. The record is from RefSeq and is a predicted model, not a curated record. The coding region runs from base 468 to 938 and encodes 156 amino acids.